This is a messenger RNA of Struthio camelus australis, 4212 nucleotides long. RefSeq names its product phosphate cytidylyltransferase 1B, choline (gene PCYT1B). Gene Ontology annotation, molecular function: phosphatidylcholine binding; choline-phosphate cytidylyltransferase activity. NCBI's taxonomy places the organism in Eukaryota, Metazoa, Chordata, Aves, Struthioniformes, Struthionidae. Gene Ontology annotation, biological process: CDP-choline pathway. The record is from RefSeq and is a predicted model, not a curated record.
UUCCCCUGCUAAAUAGCUUUCUCACAGUGGAUUUCUUUGAGCUGAUCUUUAAUCUCCCUUGGGACAGUCAUACAAGAACAACUUGGCAUGACCUUUGCUCGACUGUCUUUUAAAUACAAGAAGUAGGAAUUUCACUGUGCAGCGCACACCCACUCAAGGUCUCUCAAGGAAAGUGUGAUAGCUACACAGACAAGUGUGAGAGGAGCACAUUAACGAAGAUGGUAGGCAGCCAAAAACGCAGUACAGAAGAGGAAGCACAGGAAACCUUCACUCCCGGAUUUCAACGAAAGACUCUGACAGCACCUGCUCCAUUUGCGGACGAAACAAGUUGUCAAUGCCAAGCGCCCCAUGAGAAGUUAACCAUUGCACAGGCCCGCCUGGGAACACCAGUUGACAGACCUGUCAGAGUGUAUGCAGAUGGGAUAUUUGACCUCUUCCAUUCUGGCCAUGCUAGAGCUCUUAUGCAAGCCAAAACUCUAUUCCCAAAUAGCUACUUAUUAGUAGGAGUUUGCAGUGAUGAUUUAACUCAUAAAUUCAAAGGCUUCACUGUGAUGAAUGAAGCUGAGCGAUAUGAAGCCCUCAGACACUGUCGCUAUGUAGAUGAGGUCAUCAGAGAUGCACCCUGGACACUGACACCAGAGUUUCUUGAAAAACAUAAGAUUGACUUUGUAGCCCAUGAUGAUAUCCCAUACUCCUCCGCUGGCUCGGAUGAUGUAUACAAACAUAUAAAAGAGGCAGGAAUGUUUGUACCAACACAGAGAACUGAAGGUAUCUCAACAUCAGAUAUCAUCACACGGAUUGUCCGGGACUACGACGUUUAUGCCCGACGCAACCUCCAACGAGGAUACACCGCCAAAGAGCUGAACGUUAGUUUUAUAAACGAGAAGAAAUACCGCUUUCAAAACCAAGUGGACAAAAUGAAAGAAAAAGUCAAGAACGUAGAGGAAAAAUCAAAAGAAUUUGUUAACAAGGUGGAAGAGAAGAGCCAUGACCUCAUUCAGAAAUGGGAAGAGAAGUCCAGGGAAUUUAUUGGCAACUUUUUAGAGCUGUUUGGACCAGAUGGCGCUUGGAAGCAGAUGUUCCAAGAACGAAGUGGUCGAAUGCUCCAGGCUUUUUCUCCAAGGCAGAGCCCAACCAGCAGCCCUACUACACGAGGCCACUCUCCAUCCCGUUCUCCAUCUCCACCCUUUCCUUGGCUCUUCAAUAAACCCUCCCCUCCCUCUUCUCCAAAAGCUGCCUCUGCCUCCCUCAGCAGCAUGAGCGAGGGAGACGAGGAUGAAAAGUAAAAUGAGGAUAUAUUUUUUAACCAUGGGACAGAAGAACAAGCUAUGAACUCAACCACUGGAUGGGGAGGAGAGGUGCGAGGAACAUCUAGGGUAUCUCUGACAGCCGGGAACAUGCUCUGGGAGAAGAUGUUGCAAACAGACCGGAGCACGGCAAGGGACGAGAUCUCAGGAAGAGCUUAUCCCAUCCCUGCUUCCUCGUGGUGGCUGGAGGCCCCGCCAGCAGCGCUUGCCAGACACGGUACCAGGUGGCUGGCUGAAAAACAUAAAACCUUUGUGCAAGUUCCUGUCUGUGUGUCACUGCUUACUGCUACUGUGGGCCAGGCCGGAUCAGCGGGGGAUUUUGCACUGAGGAUGGCUGGUAGGAGAAGCAAUGCCAGCCCUCACUCCUGACCCAGCACACAAGCAAGCGACAGCCACAGCUUAUGGAAAGACAAGGUGUAGUUGUAGCUGGACCCUGCUAGCCUUGAGCUCUUCUGGCACAUGAAGGAAUGGCAUCACAGCAGCAAAAAAAACCUUCAGACACAGGAAAUAAAAUUUUCUUUUCAAACCAAAUCUGCCCCACACCCAAACCACAGCAGUGAAAUGGAGAGCUGUCUAGUUGGGAUAAUGGAAAUGCAUUGAAUAUAGUCAAGCUGUUCAAUGUUGCUUGUUAAUCAAGCCUCUAUACAGGACAUAGAAAGAUUUCAGGCUGUGUGAAUCCCUUUUCCUUUAUCAAAUCUCCCUCCAUGUCCCUAGUGCCUGAACAGCUACUUGAUAACUUCUGUUUUGCUCCCUGGUGUUGCGUUUUGGAGGCAGCAAAGUAAAGGAAAGAAAGUUGGAAUUUCUUGCUGGGAGAAAUACUUAUUUUGAAGACUUUGGCAACUUUUACCAGUCAAUUCUAAAAACAUACAUGGGAUCUCUCAGCCUAAGAAACAGAUUUCUAGGAAACAGCACCACCACCAGAUACAUGCCACCAAACCAUGAGCAUAACAGUGCUGCUGCCUUCUCACAUUCUACUAAUCAGGUUAAACAAAUUUCUGACAAAACUUUAAACAGAAUAUAUUCAUAGACACCCUCCCCCUGUGUGGGGGGACCGUUCCUGGGACCGUUCCUCUACCUUAACAUGGAGAAAAGGCCGGAGAAAAAAAGAAAAAAAAAAAAGGAAAGAUUUUAAGUAGGGUUAGGCAUGGGGAUUUUCUCCUGCCAUGUGACACCCUUAUGCCACCCCCAAGCAGAAUCACAGAAACUGUAGCGCUAACCAAGCUUUGCCUCCUUUCGACGCGCUAACAUCCAAACUGACCUCCUUCCAGCUUGGCAGUAACCUGGCUCUGCCAUUCAGCCCCUCAGUUAGCAUCUGGCGAGAUGGCUGUAGAGUUACAGGAUUUGCAAGCAGGGAGGGCCUCCCUGCCCUGCAGCUCAGACAGCUGUAUUAAACAUCCCCCCCACCCCACCCCCACCCCAGGAGCUGCAGGAGGGCUGCAAAGCAGCUGUGUGAUCUGCGCUCCUGGGCUCACCUGGCGAAACUUGCCUCGGUGCAUUGGUACCAUUGAGGUUGCCCAGCCAACAGGUCAAGGGGGCCGUGGCUGCCUGACCCCGGGCCAGCUACUGCAGAGCUCAGGCCACGAGCUGUCCAUGCGCGGGGCACAGCAGCGCAGCCUCCACUGUGCCACCGCUCCCUGCAGUGGCAAAAGCAUCACAGCACGCAAGCUGCUGCAGAUGCCAUCUGGCUCUGUGUUGCUGGUCUCCUGCACAGGCAGCAGCCGCACACGAAAUGCUGGGAGGAGGAGGGCUGGGAAAGCUUCUGGCAGGAGAACGAGGCAAGCUUGCCAUGGUUCCUUCUGGAACAAAAAAGCUGUCAAAUGAGAUCCCGAAUGGCUUAGCACAUCUUAUAGUAGUAACUGCUGGCAGCUAUCCCUCCCAGGCUACCUCCCUUGCCUUGCCAAGUGACAUAUUAGAUAAACUCCCUUUUACGCCCUCCCUUUCAAAUACCUUCCCCACCAGGUAAAUUACAGACCCUUGCAACUAGGCACCAAAGUAGCCCUGUGCUUUGUUCAUUCCCAACACUUUUUAUCCCUCCCUCCCUAAGGGGUAACCAGUUUCUCUUCAAGAAAACUUUGCUGGACUCUUUUCUUCUUGCUGGACAUCACAAGAUGGAGGAAAUCAUUUCUCAUGGCAUAGUAUGUCUUCUGGAGACCAAACUAAUUCCUUCUUCACACAGCUGCAAAAGACAGAUUAGCAGGGAAUAGGGUGAACUGCUACUUUCACUAGAAAGCGCAAGAGGGUCACAGCCAGUGGGAUGAUGCAAUUAAGACCUUCCUCAGCCUUAGGCAACCUGAUACUGUAAUUUCAUAUCUGGGAUGCACUUCUUAGUUUUUCUGAUCUUUGCAAGUCUGAGUCUUCCCAUCAGAAACCGCUCCUCCACCAUGGGAACAGUCUGCUCUCUACUGGUGCUGUAUAUACAACAAGCCAUGUCCAAACAUAACGAGGGCGGGCAGGGUUUUGUUGUUACUGGGUUUUACAAUUAUGUUUUUGUUUUAAUUUCACAGUGCUUACUGUUCAGCAGCCCUUGUUUAAUGGUUUGAGUGGAAGACAGCAUCCAUGACUUGUAAAUAGGAACUGGAGAAAAACUCACCAAAAUGACCUCUUUCUAACUGAAGCUGUUUCUCAGAGAGUCACAGGUGGCCACCUGGUGACAAAGCCAUAUUACUGUACCAGACAUCCUUUUUGCAUUUAGGAUAUCAGUAAGCUGAAGCCUUUGCCCUGCUGGUACAGACACCAAUAUCCAUGUGCUACCCCCAGCAAAUCAACCUCAUCGUCUCUGGACACAUGGAUGGCAAUUUUGCACUUCUGAGUCAUGGCUGGGUUUUAUUUUUCAUGAGCGUUGCUUUAAUUCAGUCCUGUUUAUCAGCCAAACCCCCCAUGAAAAAUAAACAAUGUACAACAGACA